CCAUCAUAGUUUGUUUGAGCUUGGAAUACUGACUGUGACUAAUGGUUUGGCUGCGGCAUCUUCUCUGCCGGAUUGUUUAUCAGAAUCGAAGAUCUUCUGGUUUCACGCAAAUGUGGUUGCAAAGCGCUCGCUCUUUCCUAUGCCGUAUCGAGAAGAAUCAUUGGAAAAAUUUUAUACGGCACCUUGAAGAACUUCUCUAUCUGGAGCCAGUUCACAGGAUACAUCGCAGAAGGUCGCAGGACGGUGAAGUUAUAGCCACUCGAUCCUUCCACUGCUCUAGCCACUCGAGAAACCAGCACUGCGUUGUUCAGUCUCGUCCAAUUUUUCGACGACGGAUCAAGAGUCUGCGCUCCGAUCACGUUUCUAAGCCCUUUGAAGCUUUUCAGAACAAUCAUGUCCGUGUCUAAGUAAACUCCUCCGUAUCUGUACAAGUAGGCAAGCCUCAUGAGGUUUGACAGAUUCUGAGCUAAAGAAAUCUUUCCGGGAUCUCUUCUCCCGCUCUUUAUUUCCUCCAGCCAUGAUUCUCCGGCGGUUCCUUUGAGUAGAAAAGGCAAAUCCGGCGUGACUGCGAGGACUUUGUAACCACGAUCAAGGAAUGGCUUCAAGGCUGUGUAACCUCGAGGAGAAUCCAUGGUUGCGGAUAGGAUCAUCAAGCAACCGUGAGGAUGAGACUUGAAGACACUUUCAAUAGCUAAAACCUCUCUCUUGCCGAAGAACUCUGCAGGUUAGGUGAUGGCGUCAUUUGUGUCUGCUGCUUGAUCGGAUAACUGCUUUUACUUUCCUUCUCAGACCUCAGAGUGUUAGUGAGCUUCAUUCAUCUCUCACCUCAUGAUUGGAAGCUUUUCUAUACCAUCCGUCACGCACAAUCCAAGGAGUUGGUUAGAAGCACGUGGGAAGCAAUCGCGUGAAUCCAACGGCACAUAUUAAAUGCGGGUGAGCACCGACCUGUCAGCGUAGAAAACUCCAAUGAUCAUCCCUUGCCACGUGGGCUUAUGCUUUGCUUUCGUUCCAUACCCCCUCUCCUUCCCACUCACACAAACGAGAACCGAAGAUGAUUGGAACCUUAACCUCUUCUUCUUCUCCGUCUUCCUCCACCAAGUUCUUCCUCGAAGAUUUUCCCGCGGGGACUUUCCGUUGUGGAACAGAGAUUUUCCCUUGUGUUCCCAGGAAAUCGUUUCACCUCAAGCUUUUGUGUCUAGAUUAUGUGCACAGCAGGAUUCUUAAGCCGAUCCCGCUUCGUUCCUCGUUGAUUAAGGUUUCGCAGGCAAAUAUAGAAGAAGCUGCAGACACUGAAGCUCUAGAAAAACGCCAUAGAAAAAUGGUGCGUGUAAGGUUCCAGUUGAGGAAAGAGUGUGUGUUUGGGGAACAUUUUUUCAUCCUUGGUGACAAUCCUGUCUUUGGCGGUCUCUGGGACCCUGAAAAUGCCUUACCACUGAACUGGUCGGAUGGGCAUGUUUGGACCGUAGAUCUGGAUCUGCCCGUUGGAAGAUUGGUUGAAUUCAAGUUCAUACUAAAGGCAAAGACAGGGGAGAUAUUGUGGCAACCAGGUCCAAACAGGGCUCUUGAAACCUGGGAAACUAACAAGACAAUCAGAUUAUGUGAAGACUGGGCAAAUGCUGACCUCCAAAUGAUGAUCGAGGAAGAUUUUUUGCCGGUCAAUCAACAAGUGAAGCAGCCUAUUGUUGCCGAAAACGUCACCGAUAUUUUAUCAGACGGUGCAGUAGAGGAGGAAGAAGUGCUUGGCCCUGCACAGCAAAAGUCUCCAGAAGUAGCUGUAGUGAAUGUAGGAUACAUAAGCGACGAUUCUAAUGAAUGUUUGAGUUCCAAUCGCCAGAGUGAGAAAACCAUGGAAACUUCAGAUGGAGCUCUGACUGCUCGUGGGGUUCAGGAGAAAAAUGCAACCAUGUUUUCCGAGGAAGAAGGUCCAGUUUUGGUCCCUGGAUUGAUUCCGCUGUCUGAUUUAGAAAUUGAAGAAGUGAAUGAACCCAUUCCUCAUAUGUCAGUGGAAGCCAUUAACGAAGGUAAAGCCGAAACGUUCCCGGAGGUAGGUAAGAAGGAGGAGACCAGAAGAGAAAGAAACGAGAAAGGGAAAGUAAUAGCGAUUUCAUUAUUCGAGAAAUCAGAGCGAGAAGCAAUAAAGGGUGUAGAGAAGAUGCAUAUCAAUACAGCAGAGGAAGAGACGCAGCAGCAGCGGCUAGAGACGGAGUCGCUUGGAACGCCAAAUGUGAUUUUAGAGAAAGACAUCCAAUGGGGACGCAGAACGCUUUACAAGCUUCUAAGCAACUUUGGACUUUUCUAAACUCAACACACAAGUUUUGAGAGCAUUCUUUUAUCGGGAAAAGAACCUCAAGACAGACAGAUAGUCAAAACUGUCUUGAACGGUACGCUAGCUUCUUGUUCUCUGCUCAUGUUUUACAUUUUGUAAUAAUGAGUACUGAGAAGAGACUGAAGCAUGCUGUGUUGUGUUUGUAUAUAUGUAUGAUCAAAUGAUUUUGGUAAAUAGGGAGAUGAAGAGAGAGUGCGACUGUUAAGUACAUAGGAUGUAGCAUUGUAUCACGUAGGUGUCUUAACAGUGGCACUCCAUUCUCUCUGUUUCCCAAAGGCCAUACUAAUGCGCUUUUGUGGGGCCGAUAUUAAGCCCAGUAAAACUCUUGUUGGGCUCGUGAUUCGAUUUGCUAAGGCCAUACAAAUGGGCUUUUAUGGGCCCGAAAUCUUUUGU
Molecule: messenger RNA, 2719 nt
Organism: Thlaspi arvense
Lineage: Eukaryota; Viridiplantae; Streptophyta; Magnoliopsida; Brassicales; Brassicaceae
Source: the annotation of a GenBank genome assembly